Molecule: messenger RNA, 769 nt
Organism: Dentiscutata erythropus
Lineage: Eukaryota; Fungi; Glomeromycota; Glomeromycetes; Diversisporales; Gigasporaceae
Source: the annotation of a GenBank genome assembly
UUUAUUUGAUUCAGAUGCUCCUAAGAUUACCCUUUCUCAAGAUACAAACUAUUUUUUUGGCUAUCCAGUAUGGCAUCCACCGAUCAAAGGGCACGAUGCAAACAACAAAUACUAUAGUGUAAUAUCAUUCUGCACUCUCCUAAUGGCGAUCACUUGCUAUUUAGGUGCAAGUUGCGACUCUGCUCCAGUUUCAGCUUACUACUUUAAUCGUCUUUUGGUUAUUUAUAAUUUUAAUACAAUAUUUACUGUGGCUGCUCUUCUUAUAUUUGAUCUUGGUAAACUUUGGGCGGGAGCGAUAGGGAUGAUUCAUAAUGCCACCGAAUUUGUUGUUUUGGUUUUUAUAGGAUCUGGUGGAAGGAUUAAAAGUCUCUGCUUUGAUUAUUCAAUUAUGAUCACUUUCAUCCGUAUCUAUAUUAACACUAGGCAUGAACUUAAUCAUGGCGAUGGUGCUGAACUUUUUGCUUCAACCUUUCACAAUGUUGGUAACCUCUUUGCCACUGUUUCCAUUGAAGAUAUAAAUCCCACCGUUUUAGCAUUGUUAACCGGCUAUGCUGUCACAUAUCCAGCUUACAUGUAUUAUAUAUAUGUAGACACUCACGCUGCAAGUAUUUAUCCUACAAAACGUAUUUACUUGCCUUCCACUCCGGGCUGGAAAAAAUUCGUUAUUGCUACAAUAGCAAUUUGUGGUGCACUAUUGACUUGUCGUUUAUGUGCGUUUUUGCAUGCUAAAAAAGUUCAAAGUGAUAAUAACCUUAAUGUUAUUUUUUGA